AGCAUUUUUGCUGCAGUGCAGGUUUGCUGAAAAAGUGUUCUCCAUGGCGCUGGCAGAGCUUACAGCUGAAGACCUGAUAAAAAACUUUAUUGAAACAGGUAUAGAGCUGACUGAAGUUAAGGCCCAAAGGUUCAGCGCUCUCAGGCAGAUGUGAAGAUCAGAUGAAGUUGCAGAAGGAACUGUGAGAACAUCGAUACUGCAGAUUGAAGUCCAGAGGAGAGUCAGUGAAGACGUUCAGCAUCCCGACAGAGGACGAGGACAGCGAGACGGAGCGAGACACACACACAUCCCAGACUUGGUGGCUACAUGCUCAGUUUGCUUUGAUUUUAAGGAGAACGAUUUUACCGAUCAGGAAUCAUGGAUUUUGUGAUGAAACAAGCUUUAGGUGGAGCCACCAAAGACAUGGGAAAGAUGCUGGGUGGAGAGGAGGAGAAGGAUCCUGAUGCAGCCAAGAAGGAGGAGGAGCGGCAGGAGGCUCUGAGGCAGCAGGAGGAGGAGAGGAAGGCCAAACAUGCCCGCAUGGAGGCCGAGAGGGAAAAAGUACGGCAGACCAUCAGGGACAAGUAUGGACUGAAGAAGAAGGAGGAGAAGGAGGCGGAGGAGAAAGCAGCCAUGGAGCAGGCCUGCGAGGGUUCACUGACGCGUCCCAAGAAGGCGAUCCCACGGGGCUGCGGAGACGACGACGAAGAGGACGAGGAGAGCAUCCUCGACACUGUCCUUAAGUUUCUGCCCGGACCUCUACAGGACAUGUUCAAGAAGUAAAACAAAAAACGACGACAGAAAUCAAACGAACCCUAAAAUCAGGGUCCAGUCUGGCCUCGGCUAGGCUGCGGGGGAAAGGGAGGCGGGGAUCUCUCUGUGGGACUUUGGGUGGACAGGGAUGAGUGAGGAUGAGUCUGGAGGCCAGGAUGAGUGU
This is a messenger RNA of Cheilinus undulatus (humphead wrasse), 916 nucleotides long. Its product is annotated as complexin-2. Gene Ontology annotation, biological process: synaptic vesicle exocytosis; regulation of neurotransmitter secretion; neurotransmitter transport. NCBI's taxonomy places the organism in Eukaryota, Metazoa, Chordata, Actinopteri, Labriformes, Labridae. Gene Ontology annotation, cellular component: SNARE complex; terminal bouton. Gene Ontology annotation, molecular function: syntaxin binding. The record is from RefSeq and is a predicted model, not a curated record. The transcript is spliced from 5 exons. The coding region runs from base 358 to 762 and encodes 134 amino acids.